UUAUCUUCUCUUCAGUUAGUGUUAUCCUUAGGCCGGGUUUAUAGAAAACGCAAGAACGCAGAAACGCAAGAAACGCAACUACGGUAAAAGUCCAACCUUAACUCUUCUACCAGCACGUUUAUAAAAAAACGCAAGACACGCAAGAACGCAAGAACGCAACGCAGAAGUUGUUGAACUUUCUACUUCUUGCGUUUUCUCCUUGCGUUUCGGCCUUCUAUACUGGUUGCUUUAGUAUGUGGAAACUGAAACUGUCAUGUAAUGCAUAUAGAAGGCUUUGCGAUUGUAAUCGUUACGCUUGUGUUUCUUUAUUUAUGUUUAAGUCUGGCAUUCUUCUAGUGAAUACAGCGCAAUGGAGGAAGCUGAUUAAUUUCUUAUUCAGCUUAUCCAAAAUUUUCCCUGCCUGUACGAUAAGUACAACAAAGAUUUUAAAAAUAAUCAUGACUUAUUCCUGAAAUUUUAUUUUUUGACGUUGGCGAUGGCCGGCGUCCUUGCGUUUUUUAUAAACGACUGUGAAUUUCUUGCGGUUGUCGCGUCCUGCGUUCUUGCGUUUCUGCGUUCUUGCGUUUUCUAUAAACCCGGCCUUAGGCAUGCACCAUAAAUCCGGCUUCUGCGAUAUAAAAAUAUAAUGACAAUAUGAAUGGUCCAGACAACAGCCUAUUCCAAGCAUCUGAUGGAUUCAUGAUUCAAAAUUUUAACCAAGCUGAUGAUGUGGAACGUGAGGCAGAAGAAGAUAGAAUAAGAAGGAAUAAAGAGCUUAACGAGUGCCUAGAGAAAGAAUUUGGCAAUAUAUUUGAAGGUGACGAUGAUGAGAGUGACGACAAUGAUGAGAGGAAUAACAGUGACGAUGACACAAACUACACGGCUAGCGGAAGUGAUGUAUCAGGUGUUGUUCAGGCAGGAGAUGAAGCAGCACUGGCAAAGCCAGGGCAGUUUUAUGCAAAUGGCACUGCCGACCAAGACUACCCAGAGGGCGACAGUGCUAUUUUGGACUCUGCUCUGACUGCCGUGCUGCAGAUGAGUAUGCCUGCUGAAAAUCACUAUGCCAGUGGUUUGCAGAGCCGAUUGUCGAGUGUGCCGGAAGAGGAGGAAAUGUUUGAAAGCCAGGACUAUCAGCAGACUUGCAACAUAAAUACCUCGGAUCAUUAUCUUUACUGUUGCAAGUUAAAUCCGGAAUGUUACAGAGACCACAAAGCUGUAAAUGAAUAUCCGCAGUCACUAAACGAAAAUGAGUUAUACCGGGAAAUGAGUUACAACGGCACGGAGCAGCUGCAGGUGCUGUACGAUGUGAGAGUGCGCGAAGUGCAGAGGCUGCAGCAGGAGCUGCAGGCGGCGCGGGAUUCAGCGGUGGAGAAGCAGGACCGGAUGUCUCAGGAGUUGAUGUUGACUGAAGCAGAGAAAAACAAGGCAGAGUGUUUGCACAGAGAGGCAGAGAAGCGCUUAUUUACCAGCCAAAAAAAAAUUGAAGAACUAGAAAAGGAUGUGGAUAGACUGAAACUCAAUGUGAGAAGUCUAGAAGAAUUAAAUACACAGCUGAAACAGGAGCUGGAAUCAUCGCAAGCAUCUAACAACGACUUGCAUCAAAAACUGAUGUUGCUUGAACGUAGCAAUUUAAGCAACUCAAAUAAACACUAUGACUCAUUUGUGAAAAACUGUCAGAAGAAGCAUGAACAGGAAUUGCAGAUGUGGAGAACAAAAUUUGAUGGGCUGAAUGCAAAAUUGGAAGACAAGGAAGCGGUGUGCGACAGGCUGGAGCAGCGUCUCGCUGAGCAGACCAGGGCCAACGAGGCACUCAUGCUGGAAAAGUCUGAAACAAUCAACCAAUUGGGGAGAAGCCUGGAGGAGAGCCAGCGUCGGUACCAGCAGCUUGUUGGGGACACUGUCGGCCAAGACACUUUGAGCCUGACUGUGCAGUUGUCUGUCGUCACUCGAGAGAAGGAACAGCUGCACGACAGAGUAAAACAGUUGGAGAAAGAAGUUGAAAGCCUGAAAUUUGAUCUUCAGCAAUAUGAAAAUGGUACACGUCUGGGCAUUUUUAAUAACGAAGAUUCUCUAUUCAGUGAUUCUAUGAUUCAACUUGGAAUUGCAAAAUCUAAUAACAAUAGUACCAAAUUAUCUAAGAGUGAAGAAUCCAAUAUUUGUACAGCGCUGAGAGAUGAACUCUGCCGGAGCUUGAUAGGACAAAAAAUCAAACGAGAAGAAAUUAGCAGACUGAAGUCUGAGUUGGAAACUAAAGAAAAAGUAAUAAAAACACUUAAACAAGCAGAAGAAAAAUACUUGUCUGAUCUAAAGAAAUUUAAGGAAGAUGUCCAAGUGCAAAUGACACUGUUAAAGGAGCAAGAUCAGCUAUCCAAAGAAAUAGAAAACUAUGAGAAGAAAAACAAAGGAUUAUCACAGCAGCUUGAGCAGUGUGAAAGUGAACUGUCUCUGGUGAAAAAUGAGUUGGAUAGCAUUAAAAAAGUUCGAAAUGUACUUGAACAGGAAAAUGCUCAGUUGAAGCAGGAUAUAGAUAAAAUUACGACUGAGUUUGAAAACGAGAAAGCUCUGGCCUAUGAGCAUUGCAGCAAAGAGUUUCUACAUUUUCACGAAGAAGCCUUAGCAAAAGUAAAAGAAGAAAAGCAUAAAGAAGUAGAGUCGAGGGUGUAUGAACUGCGCACUCAGUUAGACCAAGUUUAUAAAGAAUCACAAGAGGCAAAAUUGUCAUACAUUCAACUUAGCAGUGAGAAAAGUAGUCUUUUAGAAGAGCUUUGUGAGGCAAGAAAAAAUGUUGAAAAUUUGACUAGUCAACUGCUUGCUAAGGAAGAAGAGUUGGUUAAAGUGUCUAAUGAAUUGAAAGUGCAACAAAAUCUGUCAGAAAGGUUGUCAAAUGAGUUGGAGAACUCUCAAGAAAAGAUGGACAGUCUCACGCAAACUUUAGAAUCAGAAAAAAUUGGUUUAAAAGAGCAAGAGAUGAAUAUUGGAGGAAUAAUAAAGAAUGAUGAAAGUUUACAAGAAAUUGUUGAUGAAAAAGCUAAGCAGUUGUAUAGAACCAAGGUAACAGAAGAAAUAAAUGCAGCUAAGAUGGAAGCAUUGCAAGAAAUAGAAAAUGACUGGAAAAAGCAAGAGGAUCGUUAUAAAAUCAAAAUAAAACAGCUUUCCGAUGCCUAUACACUUCUUCGAGAAAAGGUUAAGGAUUAUGGUGAAAAAUGCACAGAAGCUGAUAAAAAUUGCAAAAAACAAAUUCAGGAAUUGCAGUCAAAGCUUCAGAAGCAAGAAUUUUUAGUUCUCCAGCUUAAAGUGAAGGAAAAACUAAUGUUGGGACAAAAUUUUGAUACGGAAACUGCGCGUAGCUCUUUCAAAGAUGCUAGUACUUCUCCGAUGAGGAGUCUCACUGAAGAUUUGGAAACAUGCAGGACGGAAUCUGCCAGACUUCACGCGAAACAGCUAGAGGCUUUGAGGUUGAAAUAUCAGUUAGAACUGGAGGCACAGCAGGAGAGAAUAAAAGAAGAAACUGUUAAUUAUUUUGCUACUCAGAUCAUCAACUUAGAAGCUAAACACAAAUUAACUCUGCAAGAAUGUGAAGCAAAGACUGCUAAUGAAUUAUUGUUAUUAAAAGAUUUGAUUGCAUCACAGAACAAUUGUAAGGUAGAUAUUUCGGAGCAAGUGAUCAGUGUUAACAGAGAUAGUGAUGGCGUGUUGAGAGAAAAAGUCCAAAUGUUAGCAAAUGAGCUGACUGCUUCAAGAUCUCGUCUUGAACUGAAAGAAAAACAACUAGAAGAAACCGAAAAUAAAAUUUCAGAACUAAUAUCAAACCGCAAGCACGAAGUACAAUCUCUCCGCAAGGCUUACAAUGAGAUAAAAAAAAGGUAUGCAGAAUGUGCUGCAAAGUAUAAGGCUGCAAAACUGGAAGCAGCGAAAUACAAGAAAUUGUAUGAUGAGAAAGAAAAACACCUGACAAAAGAAUAUGAAAGGGUAAAAGAUGGUUAUCAAAAUGCUCUCUUUACAAUAAAGAAAAAAGUUGAAGAAGCAGUUUUUGACAAAGAAAAUGUUAUUGCUUCCCAGGUUAUAGCAUUGGAAGAACAAAUUCAACAGCUCAGGCAAAAACUAUCCAGAUCUGAAGCAGCGUGACGCUAGAAAAUAUUACUUUUAAAGCAAGGACUUUUUUUAAUGUUCCUAAAACUUGUUAUUGUGUGAGUGUACCCUUGGCUGCCAGUGAUGUGACCUCGACUGAAUGAUCUGUCUGAUGGGAGUCUGGGAGCUAAGCAGUCGGCACAGUACUGGUGAUCAAAUGUUUGCUCAAUGCUGGUGUCACAGUAUGUGUACAAUAUUCUUACGUUAAUGAAUUUGUCAAUUUUAUUUUUUCAUCUAUACCAUUAAGUUAGGUUUAAGAAAGUCAAUUUGAAUAAUAAAAUAACUGAAGAAAAAUAUUAAAACUUUUGAGAGUUUUGUGUAGCUAAUAAAUUAAAGUUGCUGGAAAUACAA
Bacillus rossius redtenbacheri is the source of this 4458-nucleotide messenger RNA. RefSeq names its product centrosomal protein of 152 kDa-like. The coding region runs from base 634 to 4104 and encodes 1156 amino acids. NCBI's taxonomy places the organism in Eukaryota, Metazoa, Arthropoda, Insecta, Phasmatodea, Bacillidae. The record is from RefSeq and is a predicted model, not a curated record. The transcript is spliced from 16 exons. Gene Ontology annotation, cellular component: centrosome. Gene Ontology annotation, biological process: centriole replication.